Molecule: messenger RNA, 1968 nt
Organism: Diospyros lotus (date-plum)
Lineage: Eukaryota; Viridiplantae; Streptophyta; Magnoliopsida; Ericales; Ebenaceae
Product: probable protein phosphatase 2C BIPP2C1
Exons: 8
Coding region: 72-1439 (455 amino acids)
Source: RefSeq, a predicted model, not a curated record
ACAAUCAAAGCAUAUCUUUACGACUGUCCCUGUAAUAUAUAUAUAUAUAUAUAUUUAUAUAGAUAGGUAAAAUGGCUGAUUUGUGUUGUAACUUCCUCAACUCUCGAUCUUUCAACUCGUUGUCUCUCUUCAUUCCAUGCGUUUCACCCCCAAAAUCAUCCUUCUCAUCUCUUCCAACGCACCCUUUUGAUCUCCCUACAAGAAGAGGAAGAAGAAAACAGCCUUGUCUUACCUUGCUCUGCAAACCCGAUUCGCCGUGUCUCUCGUCGCCGGACUUGGAGCUCGUAUCAGCCUCUGAGUAUUCUGACGGUAGCAUUGUGUUCCACUUCGGUGAGAAGAGCGAGGAUCAAGGAAAUGCUAAACUCGAGGAAACCAAUAUUGAGCUUGGAAGGUUUGCAAGUGAAAGUACAGAAAAUUCUCAUGUUGUGAAGGUUUUGGUCGGAGAGCAGCGCGGGCAGGUUAUGGUUAAAGAAAUAGGUAGAGAAGUGAGAAGAGGUAGGGAAAGUGAGACGGCUGGUAUUGCAAUGACUACAGAAAAUACUGGUGUUAAUGAAAUCCCCAUGAUCAUAGCUAAGAUUGACACAGGAGAGGAACCAGGUGAAAUGGCGCUGGAAGAUUCUCAAGAAAUAGAAUUGGAGAUUUAUCAAGAAAUUCCAAUUGAAAUGGGGGAAAUCUCACCAACGGGAUAUAUCCUAUUAUCUGGUGCUUCCUUAUUGCCGCGCCCUGACAAGGCAUUGACAGGUGGUGAAGAUGCUUAUUUUAUUGCUGGGCAGAACUGGUUGGGUGUGGCUGAUGGAGUUGGUCAGUGGUCACGGAAAGGGAUUAACACAGGAAUUUAUGCCCGUGAACUGAUGGAGAACUGUGAAAAGAUUGUCUCAGAUUUUAGUAGCAAUCUGCUAACUGAUCCUAUGGAAGUUCUCUCUCGAAGUGCUCUUGCGUCAAAGUCUCCUGGAUCAUCAACGAUUUUGGUGGCUUACUUUGAUGGUCAGGCUCUUCAUGUGGCUAACAUUGGAGACUCGGGAUUUAUCGUUGUAAGAAAUGGUGCUGUUUAUGCAAGGUCCUCCCCAGAUUCUUAUGAGUUCAACUGUCCUUUCCAAAUUGAAUAUGGUACCGAUCCCUCCGAACUUGUUGAGAUGUACAAAAUUGAUUUGGAUGAAGGAGAUGUGAUUGUAACUGCAACUGAUGGCCUUUUCGACAAUCUGUAUGAUCAAGAAAUAGCUUUAAUAAUCUCCAAGUCGUUAGAAAACAAUUUAAAACCCGAGGAAAUAGCAGAAUUCCUGGCCGAAAUUGCACAAGAGAUAGGGAGCUCAAAAACUCGUAGAAGUCCAUUUGCAGAUGCAGCCCAGGCAGCUGGAUACGUGGGAUACAAGGGUGGCAAGCUCGACGACACGACUGUUAUUGUCUCUUUGGUCCAGAAAAGAUCCAGCUCUUGGAAUUGAUUCACUUGGUUUGAUUUCUUCUUGUUCCUCUAGUUUCUAGUAAACAGCAAGCAUUUCGUCUCUGUUUCGAUUUCACGGGUAAUAAUCUUUUAUGUUUGUUGAAUGCAGCCUGUACUGGUGAUCUAUUUAUUUGUGUUCUCAUAUUGACUUGUUAUUAUGCAGUUCUUUCUGUAUUUUCUCAGUAACCCUAAUUGAAUUUGGCAAUUGGAUGAUUCAUGAAGCUUACUCUUUGUGAACCAUAGCAGCGUUUGAUGUCACUGUUUUGUGAAGUAGACUGCUUGGUUUGCUUCUUUUGCUUGGUUCCCACAUUAUGAUGUUAUUUCUGAGUAUGUGCUAGUCACACUUCUGAUAGGCAUAUAAUAUGAUCACAGACACUUGAGCAGUUAGUCCUAUGCUUGGAAAUAGAAUUUGUAGAAGGGUAAAUUACACUCGUUAUCUGAAGUUCGGUAGGAUGAUAGAGACCUUUCCCGGCUUUACAACUCUUGUUACGUUUUUUCUCUUCUAUCAUUAUUAAAAUUGUUAAUGUGAC